Messenger RNA from Pyricularia grisea, 429 nucleotides. RefSeq lists its product as uncharacterized. The coding region runs from base 1 to 429 and encodes 142 amino acids. The record is from RefSeq and is a predicted model, not a curated record. The transcript has 4 exons. Gene Ontology annotation, molecular function: flavin adenine dinucleotide binding. Lineage: Eukaryota; Fungi; Ascomycota; Sordariomycetes; Magnaporthales; Pyriculariaceae.
AUGCCCCCCUGGGCAGUGCUGUUACUCCCCGUGGCGCUAUCAGUGAAUACCGACUGCGACAGUAUCCCACCCCUGGCGCGCUGCGCUAGUUGGAACUUGGGACGACGAUCCCGCACCGCCCGGCUUCAUUUUUCGCAGAAGACUAGGUUUGCAACCGGAACUGCUAUCCUCGAGGCGACAUACGGCUUGACUCCAUCAUCGGCCGAGAUGGUUUCGGAGGCCAUCAAGCUCGACUUUUUGUCAGCCACCGUCAACCUGUCUUCCAUGGAGUACGGCAACGGCUACGUGAACGUUAGACCUGGAUUGAGGUGGGGUGCUGUUUACGGCUUCCUUUACCCUCGCGGAUUGGUCGUCGGCGGCGGGCUCAGCAGCCCCGCCGGCGUUGCUGACCUUGUUUUGGGAGGUGCCAGGCCAUUGUCCAUUCGUUGA